UAAAUCAAUAAAGAACAAUAUUUUCCAACCCUAAUCUCUUCCUCUUAUCUCUCGUUCUUCUCUUCCGCUGAACAAAGAUUCGCGGUUCUCUCCCUCUUCUUGUCUCUUUUUCUCUUGGAGCUUGAAGAACUUCUUCCCUAGCCGGAGGAGGAGAUGAAGCCUCUGCCGCCGCCGGUUCAGGUUGGGGAGAUCAGCGCGGAGGAGUUGAAGCAGUAUGAUGGCUCCGAUCCUAACAAGCCUCUCCUUCUGGCCAUCAAGGCUCAGAUCUAUGACGUCUCCCAAAGCAGAAUCUUUUACGGACCGGGGGGGACCUUACGCAUUGUUUGCGGGGAAGGAUGCUAGUAGAGCUCUUGCUAAGAUGUCCUUUGAGGAGAAGGACCUCACGGGUGACAUAUCCGGGCUUGGCCCAUUUGAGCUAGAGGCCUUGCAAGACUGGGAGUACAAGUUUAUGAGCAAAUAUGUGAAGGUUGGAACUGUGAAGAACCAAGUCGCGGAAUCUGAAGCAACUGCUUCUUCUCAUCAAGAUCCUUCAAGUGUUGAGGCCGUUAAGCACGGAGAAGAUGUCUCGCCAGAGAAUGGGGAUGCUAAGGACAAUGUGCCACCAGAAAACAACGUUGCUUCGGAAACCGUUGGCACUUCUCAUGGCCUUCCAGACAAAGAGUAGGCCAAGGAAAAUAGCUUUUUCUCAAUGGAGAGCUCUAUAGCAAUACUUCAAUGUCUUCCUAUCAUCUUUUUUCUUCUAAAAACUUUAAAUUUAGUCUAGAAUGCUUCUACAGACUGCUGGUAUGUAUCUCGUUGACAUUUGGCCAGUUUGAGGCAAUAAUAAAAUAUCAAUGCAUACAUUUUACAUCUUUUCAAGAAAAUUAAAUGAAACCCUUUUAG
This is a messenger RNA of Cuscuta campestris, 882 nucleotides long. The record is from the annotation of a GenBank genome assembly. Lineage: Eukaryota; Viridiplantae; Streptophyta; Magnoliopsida; Solanales; Convolvulaceae.